Messenger RNA from Neurospora tetraspora, 1676 nucleotides. RefSeq names its product PhoD-like phosphatase-domain-containing protein. Bases 141 to 1469 code for a protein of 442 amino acids. The transcript has 4 exons. Lineage: Eukaryota; Fungi; Ascomycota; Sordariomycetes; Sordariales; Sordariaceae. The record is from RefSeq and is a predicted model, not a curated record.
CAACCCGGCCCGCCAAUAUGACGUUCCAGCGGCCCGCGGGCGUACCUGAACAUGCGUUCAUAGCAUUUACACCUUUGAGGAAAGGAAAAUGGUGAUCACUUUCCUGAUAUCGAAGUGCAGAACUUCAUGGACAGCAGAAGAUGAUAAAACCCAUCACCACCCACGUCAAGCCUGUAUCCUCUAGCCGCUCCUCACAUCGUGGUCCUCGGUUUACGAUGCAUUCGAAUCUCGGGUCCCUUCUCGGCCUCGCGGCCCUUCUCCCUCUUGCGUCCGCCUCUUUCCAAGGCAACCUCAACUACCACCCCCCAUCCGCCCGCUCGUCACAAAUCAACCUCGGCCUCUCCCUCCCUCUCGUCACUUCCCGCACGCUAAAACGCUCCUCUGUAGCUUACCAACCCUCGGAGCUGAACUUUACCCACCGCGUUGCUUCGGGAGACCCUUACCAUAAUUCCGUAAUUCUCUGGACUCGCGUGGCGCCGACCGCUGAGUCGGAUAGGAGUAAUGUGACCGUGGCGGGGACGGUGGACCUCUACAGCCAUGAGAGGGAGAAGUACAUCAAGGCGGAUGCGAACUCCAUUUGUGUCGAGUGGAAGGUAUGGGGGUUGCAAAAGGGAUACAACGGGACUGUGAAGGGCCCGGUUAUAAGCAACGGGAAGGCGUACACGACUAGUGAUAUUGACUUCACCGUCAAGGUGGAAGCUCAAGGCUUGAAGCCUUGGACGGUGUACAGCUACCAGUUCAAUGUAGCCAAGGGCUUCUUCAACGUUUACGGAAAUGCUGCCCGGAAAGACAAACACGACUACGUAGUCCAUCUCGGCGACUACAUCUACGAAGAUGCGUCAGGCGGCCCAAGAGCACACAAGCCUGCGAACAAGCUGUUCACUCUGUACGACUAUCGGACACGCCAUGGACAGUAUCGAACAGACAACGACCUGCAGCUUUUGGCCCAGAACUACGCCUGGAUUCCCACCUGGGAUGAUCACGAGUUUGCCAACAACGGCUACCGGAAUGGCUUCUCGGCGCUCAACAACACCGAAGCAUCCUUCCGGAACGACGGCCCUUCCAUCAGUGUUGACACGCGGAAGAUCAACGCCGUGCGUGCCUACUUCGAGUGGAUGCCGAUCCGCCAGGUGGAUCUCGACGAUAACUUGCGGAUCUGGCGCAACUUCAGGAUGGGCAAGCUGUUGGAUCUCAUCAUCAUCGACACUCGUAACUACGACCGCAGUAUUACCAGUACAGGGACCAAUGAUGAGUACAUCGAGCUGAUUAGGGAUGAUCCUUUGAGAACGCUGAUGGGAGGCCGCCAAGAGAAGUGGUUCUUUAGGCAGUUGAGCGAGAGUAAGCAGAGAGCUGCUACGUGGAGAGUGGUGGGGAACCAGAUCGUCUUUUCGAGGAUCCUGGAUUCGCAGGGGGUACUGACGGGAACCGAUAACUGGAGUGUAGUACGGUGGCCCAAGUGUUGGUUAUGAUCAAUUGAAAGUUGGUCCGAUAUCACGGGGCAAGGCGACGGUUAGGGGGUAGGUUGGAUAUGCGUAGUUGUACGAGGAGAGAAAGAGAGAGGUGUAUAGAGGUUUGGCGAUAUAGGGUAGGGCUGAGCCAUACCUAAAACUAGACCUAUAUGUAUAUAUAUACGUAAUAUACUAUUUGCUAAUAGCGGCAAUAAUAUAGCACGAAGC